Penicillium atrosanguineum is the source of this 5223-nucleotide messenger RNA. RefSeq names its product DNA topoisomerase 2. Gene Ontology annotation, cellular component: nucleus. The record is from RefSeq and is a predicted model, not a curated record. Bases 1 to 5223 code for a protein of 1740 amino acids. The transcript has 3 exons. Gene Ontology annotation, molecular function: DNA binding; DNA topoisomerase type II (double strand cut, ATP-hydrolyzing) activity; ATP binding. Gene Ontology annotation, biological process: DNA topological change; sister chromatid segregation; resolution of meiotic recombination intermediates. NCBI's taxonomy places the organism in Eukaryota, Fungi, Ascomycota, Eurotiomycetes, Eurotiales, Aspergillaceae.
AUGGACGACUCCAUGAUGGACGACGACGUUUUCGACAUUUCCGACGGUGGGAGCUCUGAUUUUGUGCCUGAGCCCGCGACGAAAGCCAAGGCCAAGGCGGCACCGAAGAAGGCGGCCACUGCCCCAAAAGCCACCACCAAGAAGAUGACGCAAACUACACUUAAGCCCAAGGCCAAGUCAGCCCCGGCCAAGAAGAAGGCCAAGGCUGACAGUGAGGAUGAGGUGUCAGACGUACACAUGUCCGAUGAUGACAAUUCCUUGCUCUCCCAUACCCCUCCCAAGGCUAAGAAGGCUGCUGCGCCGAAACGAGCGGGCUCAAAGCCCCUCGGAGACGUCGAGAAUGAGUCCUUCGCGGGCGAAGUUGUCUCCGAGGCACAGGGGAAGGAUGGCAACGCAUCAGAUAAGUACCAAAAGCUUACACAACUCGAACACAUUAUCAAACGUCCCGAUACCUACAUUGGCUCCGUAGAAGCUACCACCCAACAGAUGUGGGUUUACAACUCCGAGUCCGAAUCGAUGGAGUUCCGUUCAGUCACUUUCGUCCCUGGUCUCUACAAAAUUUUCGACGAGAUUGUCGUCAACGCUGCCGAUAACAAGCAUAACGAUAAGAACAUGAACGAGAUUCGUGUGACCAUCAGUCGCGAGACUGGUGAAAUCAGUGUUUGGAACAAUGGAAAGGGUAUUCCUAUCGAGAUCCACUCGAAAGAGAAGAUCUUCGUGCCAGAGUUGAUUUUCGGCCACCUUCUCACAUCUUCCAACUACGACGAUACUCAGCAGAAGGUGACCGGUGGUCGUAACGGUUUUGGUGCGAAGCUCUGUAACGUUUUUUCAACGGAAUUUACCAUCGAAACCCAGGACGCGCGCCAGAAGAAGAAGUACAAGCAAACUUGGAGCGAUAAUAUGACCAAGAUGGGAAAGGCGAAGAUUACGGAUGCCACCAAGGGCGAUGACUACACCAAGGUCACAUUCAAGCCCGACUUCUCCAAGUUUGGUAUGGAGGGAAUUGACGAUGACUUCGAGGCCCUCGUUAAGCGCCGUGUUUACGAUCUGGCGGGUACAUCCAGCGUUGCUGUGAAGCUCAAUGGUACCCGCGUUCCGAUUCGUAACUUCCGAAAGUACAUGGAGAUGUACACCAAGGCUAUUCGCAAAGAGCGUGGUGAUGACGGGCCUCCUGCCAAGGACGAGAUCAUUACCUGCAGCCCUGACCCUCGCUGGGAGAUUGGUUUUGCGGUCUCCGAUGGUGCUUUCCAGCAAGUUUCGUUCGUAAACUCCAUUGCUACGACCUCUGGUGGAACCCACGUCAACUACAUCGCCGAUCAGAUCUGUAACCGCCUGGCUGAUCAGGUCAAGAAGAAGAACAAAAGUGGUGCUACCUUGAAGACCGCUCAGAUCCGAAACCACAUCUUCAUCUUCGUCAAUGCUUCCAUUGUGAAUCCGGCUUUCACCUCACAGACCAAAGAGCAGUUGACCACUAAGGCAAGCCAGUUCGGUAGCAAGUGUGUUCUCGAGGAAGAUUUCUACAAGAAGGUUCUGAAGACGGAAGUGAUGUCCAACAUCCUGCACUUCGCUGAACAAAAGGCCGAUCAAAUCCUGAAGAAGGGUGAUGUCGGUCGUCGUUCUCGCAUGAACAACCCUAAGCUCGUGGAGGCCAACAAGGCUGGCACUCGGGAUGGCCAUCACUGUACCCUGAUUCUGACGGAAGGUGACUCUGCCAAGGGUCUGGCCAUGGCUGGACGUGCAGUUGUCGGACCGGAUCUUUUCGGUGUUUUCCCACUCCGUGGAAAGCUGCUCAACGUUCGUGAUGCGUCAUUCGAUCAAAUAUCCAAGAACGCAGAAAUCCAGAACAUCAAGAACUUUAUUGGCCUGCAACACAAGAAGGAGUAUACCGAGACCAAGGGCUUGCGAUACGGUCAUAUCAUGAUCAUGACUGAUCAGGAUCAUGAUGGUAGUCACAUCAAGGGUCUACUCAUCAACUUCCUUCAGGCCCAAUUCCCUAGCUUGCUCAAGAUCCCUGAAUUCCUCAUUGAAUUCAUCACUCCCAUCAUCAAGGUCUGGAAGGGCGACCCCAAAAAUCCAACCAAAUCGAAGUCAUUUUUCACCAUGCCAGAGUACGAGGCGUGGAAGGAGGAGCACACUGAUGAACGUGGGUGGGAUCACAAGUACUACAAGGGUCUGGGAACCAGUUCCACAGAGGAUGCCCAGGUCUACUUCCGCGACCUCGAUCGCCACUUGAAAGAGUUCCAUACUAUGCAAGACAAAGAAGAGGAGCUUAUCGAGCUGGCAUUUUCGAAGAAGAAAGCAGAUGAGCGAAAGGAAUGGUUGCGCCAGUACAAGCCCGGUACCUUCUUGGAUCACACCACAGCCAAGAUCACAUAUACCGAUUUCAUCAACAAAGAGCUCAUUCUUUUCAGUAUGGCUGACAACCAGCGUUCUAUUCCGUCCAUUGUUGAUGGCCUGAAGCCCGGUCAGCGCAAGGUCUUGUACACCUGCUUCCGCCGUAAUCUGAAGAAGGAUAUGAAGGUUGUUGAGCUGGCGGGUCUCGUUUCCGGAAUGACAGCCUACCAGCACGGCGAUACAUCGCUCCAGCAAACGAUCGUUGGCCUGGCUCAGACUUUCGUGGGUUCAAACAACAUCAAUUGUCUUGAACCCAGUGGAAACUUUGGUAGUCGACUUCAGGGUGGUGGCGAUUGCGCCAGUGCUCGUUACAUUUACACUCGCCUGUCUCCCUUUGCACGCAGAAUCUUCCACGCCGCUGACGAGCCGUUGCUGAGCUACAACUUGGAUGAUGGUAAGAAAAUCGAACCAGAAACCUUCAUGCCUGUGGUUCCUUUGAUCCUGAUCAACGGUGCCGAUGGUAUCGGAACCGGAUGGAGUUCCUCCAUUCCUAACUACAACCCCGAGGAUGUCGUGAGCAACAUCAAGCGCCUGAUGAAGGGCGAGGAAGUUGUGCCGAUGCAACCGUGGUUCCGUGGAUUCACUGGGGAGGUUGUCGCUAUAGGCGGCGAUCGAUACAAGUUCAGUGGUAUCAUCAAGGAGACCGGUGAUAAGGAGGUCGAAAUCACCGAGUUGCCCAUUCGCACGUGGACUCAGGACUUCAAAGACAAGCUGGAGGACAUUAUCAAGGCUGAGAAGGUGCCCUCAUUCAUUAAGGACUACAGGGACUACAACACCCACAGCAAGGUUCACUUCGUGAUUCAACUUGACGAGAAGAACAUGAAGGGUGCUUUGUCGGAUGGCCUGGAAGAAAGGUUCAAGCUCUCCAAGACCAUUGCGACUACCAACCUGGUCGCAUUCGACGCGGAGGGCCGUAUCACCAAGUACGCGACGGUUGAUGAUAUCCUGAAGGAAUUCUAUACUAUCCGUCUGAAGUAUUAUGAGCGCCGCAAACAGCACCAGCUUUCAGAGCUUCAGAAGGAACUGGAGAGGCUGAGCAACCAAGCCCGCUUUGUUCAAAUGAUCAUUGAUGGCACGCUGGUCAUCUCCAAGAAGAAGAAGAGUGUUCUCGUUACUGAACUGAAGGAGAAGAGCUUCAAGCCCAUUGCCAAAGUGGUCGAAGCCUCCAAGCUGGGCGAGGACGAACCUGUUGUCGAGGAAGGCGAGGAAGCCGAAAGCCGCGAGACGGAGACGUUGUCAAGUUCUUACGACUACCUGCUCGGCAUGCCCAUGUGGUCGCUGACCCAGGAGCGUGUCGAGAGACUCCGUCGCCAAAUUGGCGAUCGUGAGAUGGAGGUUGAUGCCUUGAUCAAGCUCUCCAAGGAGGACAUCUGGAACCAGGAUCUGGAUGAUUUCAUCAAUGAGUGGCGCUUCCAGCUUGAGGAUGAAGAGCGUCGUCUCCGCAAGGCUGCUGGCCUGGGCCGUCGUGUUUCAUCGAAGCUUGCGACCUCCACUGGAGCUCGCGGUGGUGCCGCCGCACGUAAGCGCAAGGCUGCUGCUGGCGAAGACCCAGAUGACGAGGACUUUGCUGCGCCAAAGGCGAAGAAAACGGCCGCGGCCAAGAAGAAAGAGCAGCCGACCAAUAGUCUGGCUAAUUUCCUUAACAAAUCGACGGACAAGCCAAAGGCAAAGACAUCACCCGCUGAUGGCGCUGCUGACUCGGAUGAUGACUUUGAUUUCGAAAUGGAAGUAAUGCCCAAGAAGAGUCGUGGAGCAUCCAAGCCAGCUCCCAAGGUAGAGGAGCUCGAUGACGAUGAUUUGAUGGACAUCAACGACGGUCCUGCAGACCCUCCCUCUCGCACAUCCGCCCAACCCGCUCCUGAUCCAUUUGAUAUCGACGACGAGCCCGAGGUCGCUCCGCCAAAGCCCAAACCAACAGCGAAGCGAGGACCUAAAGCCGCUCCGGAUAUAUUUGAUAUUGACGACGAGUCUGAGGCUGAUCAGCCCAUAACUAAGCCGGCCGCGAAGCCGGCCGCGAAGCGAGGACCUAAGCCCAAGGCCAAGCCUGUUGUCGAUGACGAUGAUUCCGAUGACGACUUCCUUGGGAUUGCUAAAGAAGCCCCCAAGCCUGCUGCUGGUGGUCGGGCUCGCAAACCCGUCAAGUACGCCGCCGCCGCCGCCGACUCUGACAGCGACAACGGAGAUGAUCUCCUCGGUGAUGUCAGUCAGAUGGUCAAGGGCAUCGGAGGUGAAGUCUCGGAGUCUCGACCCAUGAUCUCCUCGUCGCGAUCCCGUGCUGGAAGUAGCGCCAGCUUGAUGCCUCCUCGUUCGGCCACUAAGGGCAACUAUGAUUUCGACUUCGAUGAGACCGACUACAGCAAGCUUGUUCCUUCGAAGUCGCCUCGCCGCUCACUUCAAAUCAAGCCCAAAGACGUCUCUAGACUCGAUGAUGACGAGGAUGAAGUUGAAGAUGAAGAUUCUCCUGUGAAGCCCGCACCCAAAGCGAAGCCCGGGCCCAAGGCCAAGGCUGCUCUGAAGCCUCGCGGUCGCCCGAAGAAGGAUGCUGCUAUCCCGCCUGUCAAGUCUGCCCCGGCGAAGGCAAUCAAGAAGAAGCCGGGUAAUGACAUCUCAGAUGAUGACAUUGAGGCUAUGGCCAAUGACAUUUUGGAUUCUCCAACAGGCAAGAAGGAUGCAUCUGAUGAUGAGCCCGCGCCUGCGCCUCGACGAGCCGCUGCAGCCCGUCCGUCUCGUCGCACAGCCACGCAAGCAAAGAAGACCUAUGUCAUCGAAGACGAAAGUGAAGAUGAAGAAUCCGCCGAUGAUUUCGACGACGAGGAUGAGAGUGAUUAG